Molecule: messenger RNA, 798 nt
Organism: Fusarium oxysporum Fo47
Lineage: Eukaryota; Fungi; Ascomycota; Sordariomycetes; Hypocreales; Nectriaceae
Product: LysM peptidoglycan-binding domain-containing protein
Exons: 1
Coding region: 1-798 (265 amino acids)
Source: RefSeq, a predicted model, not a curated record
AUGGUCCGUCUCAACCAUCUCCUCCUCCUGGCUGGAACUCUGCUACCAGUCUUUGGGGCAGCGACCAAGUCUUCCAACUCAGCCAAGGCCCCCGAGCCUCAGCAACCGGGCAUUGUCUCCAACUGCAAGUCAUAUUACCUUGUAGAAAAGGGUGAAACCUGCUCUGAGGUCGCUGCCAAGAACAAGAUUUCCCUGUCCGACUUUCUGGAAUGGAAUCCCAAGACUGGUACUGAUUGCAACGCCCUUUUGGCAAACGCAUACGCUUGUGUUUCUGUUACCGAGACAAAGGGUUCAUCUUCAGCAAAACCCCCAGCGAAGAAGUACUCACCCACUCAAGCUGGCAUCGCCAAAAACUGUGCCAAGUACGCUCUUGUUGGCAAGACUACGACCUGCAAGUCAAUCGAAACGCAGAACAAGCUUUCCUUUGCCAACUUUUACAAAUGGAACCCCGCUGUUGGCAAGCACUGUCAGGGUCUCAAGAAAGGAUACUAUGUUUGUGUUGGUGUUGAAAAGACUGCGACUCCGACGCCGACCACUUCUGAGAAUGUCACUGGUAACAAAGCGCCUUCGCCGGUUCAGAAGGGAAUUACCAAGUUGUGCAACGAAUACCAUCGUGUUUCCAAGGGUGACACUUGUUCUGCUGUUGCGUCAGAGUUCAAGGUCGAUUUGGCUGAGUUUUAUGAGUGGAAUCCUGCUGUUGGGUCCAAGUGUGAAAACCUUUGGGCUGGGUACUAUUACUGUGUUCGCGUUGCGGGCGAGAAGGCAAAGGCUACUGUACACACUCCCUCUCCCAACUAG